Molecule: messenger RNA, 2484 nt
Organism: Magnusiomyces paraingens
Lineage: Eukaryota; Fungi; Ascomycota; Dipodascomycetes; Dipodascales; Dipodascaceae
Exons: 1
Coding region: 1-2484 (827 amino acids)
Source: RefSeq, a predicted model, not a curated record
AUGAGUAGUCUCCAUAAUUAUGGCUACGCUUAUCAGGUCUCUGCACCAACGUACCAGGACUUAAAUCAAACCUCGCUUCCACCUCCUCCAGGUACUCUUCCACCACCAAAUUCGUCCUUUGCAGGACCUGCUCCAGCUAUAUUUACUUCAGUUGGUCAAUCACAACCAACUCUUCCAUCACAUCAAGGACCGCAUCCAUUGCUACCUCCAGAAACUCCUACGCUCAAUUCAACAUACACCUCACCUUCACCUUCACCUUCAAGUUCUUCUUCAAGCAUUAGUACAGGAACCGGCACUACUUCUUUGGCGAAUUCGCACCCCUCUAGCCGACGACCUCCUUCAUACCCAUACCAUCCUUACUCGCCAUACCAAUAUCAGAAUUUUAAAUAUCAACAACAUUAUCAACCACAAUAUUACCAAGACCCUUCUACUGGUGUGGCUGCUACUUAUACCGUUCAACAACCCCAAGUUCAAUGGAAAACCAAUUCACAAGAACCUUACAAAUAUGAUAAUGGAGGGAAUGCAACACCUAUCCCAACAUCUCUUCCUCCAUCUAACGCUACUGCUCCUGCCACCUCGAACCAGGUCCCAGAAGGAGCUUAUUCUAUUCAAUAUGGCCAGUUUAUUGAUCCUGCUCAAAAUUCAAAUUCUGCUGGAAUGUCCCAAGUACAAUGGGCUACUCCUGCUGCAUCCACUGCUGCUGCAUCCAAUUCUUUACCACACUCUGCUCCUACGAGCUCUUCCACCAUCAUUCACCCGCAAAUGUCUGAGCCGGCCUCAUCCACAUCUAAUCCUAAUUCCACGUCUAAUAGCAUAACAAUGGCUUCACCAACAAGUCCUCUUACUGGUGUAUCUUUUGCACAAUCUCAAAGACAAACUCCCAUGAUGCAAGCAUCUCAAGAGCAACAUCAACAUCAGCAUCAGCAUCAGCAUCAGCAUCAGCAUCAACAUCAACAUCAGAAUCCGAAUCCGAAUCAGCAUCAGCAUCAACACCAACAUCAACACCAACACCAACACCAACAUCAGCAGCAACAUCAACAUCAACAUCAACAUCAACAUCAACAUCAACAUCAACAUCAACAGCAAUAUAUUCAGAUGAACUCUUCAAACCCUGAAAUUCCUUUAUCUUCUUCAACAGAUUUUGGAUCUACUGGUCCUCAACAGCCUCCUCUACAUAAUAUUCAACCACCUCAGCCUAUACAACCAAUAUCUGCUCCUCAUCAGUUUCUUCCCCCAAACGUCCAACCAAAUUCUCACUCUCAAAGAAUGUCUCCAGUGACGUCUCCUCACGUAGAGCAAGGCCCACAACAACCUAUCACUCCCCAGCUACCUCAAACACAGCAAUUUCCUAAUAAUGGAAUCAUUUCGAUGCCAGUGAGCAUUCCAACAGCAGUUACAACAACAUCAUUAUCUGGACCUUCAUCAUUAAUUCCAGCGAUACCUUCAUCUUCUCCUGUAACUCAUUUAACAGGUUCUUCUGCUGCUAGUAUUUCUUCUGAGACUUCGUCGAGUCAAUCUACUACACCAUCUGUUAUGAUUAGUCCUUACCGUGUGGUUAGCGAGGCCUCUUCUCCUCCAAACAGUUGUGAUUCAUUAUAUCAGAUGUUUGAAGCCACUCCGCUUGAUAAACCUCAUAUGCUGUACUGCAAAAAAUGUGCCCUGUUCAAGCCUGCUGUAGAAUUUGCUAGUACUACUGGAUUUUUCAACAAUAAUUGCAAACAUUGCAGAAAUUAUCGUCGAAAAGGAGAAGAUUCAAAAUCGGAAGCUGUUCAAGAGCUUUAUCGAAUAUCCACUUAUGAUCAACUUCGUUCUACCCUUGCAGAAUGUUUAAGGGUGCGAAGAAGUCGUGGAGGAUCAGCAACAUUAAUAUGUAUACACUUUUACUUAGAGCCGUCUUUUAUUGCUAAUCCUGACCGCUCUUCUUCAUUAGGUCAGUCUCAGAUUAAUGGAUCAGAGCUCAAAACGGAAAAAGAUGAGGAGUACUCUUGUAAUCCUUCUAGCACACAGUUAGGGAGUACAAUCUAUCAAAACGGUGACCGUAUCGAUGCAACACAGUAUCUUACGCCUGAAGGCCGUUCAGUACUGGCUAAUAGACUUGUUCGGGAAGUCAAAUUAGUCGAUGGCUAUUCUUAUAAUCAUCGCUCAACACGGCUGUUCAAGAGCGGUGAGACACACAAGUAUCUGUGUUCACAAUCUACAGCACUUCCAUGGCGCCAAAAGAAAAAGAAUGCUGCUGUUGCCGCUGCUGCUGCUGCUGCUGCAACUUCUACAGUUGUUAAUCAAACUGAGGGUCUUGUUAGUUGUGAUUCCAACAAUCGAAUCAAUGAUCCAAUAAUUAAGAAAAGCCUCGAUAACAACGACCCGGAAGUUCACAAUUGCAGUGGCACUGUUCUGGUAAAGUUUAAAUCACCUGGCACAAGAAACCAAAGAGUCUGUGUAGCAUAUUGUCACGAUGUGAGUCAUGCACCAAAAUCUCAAAAAUAG